UUUGGUUGGGAAAUGACUGGACCAGUUUUGGCAGCUCCACCUCCCCUGGGUGGGGCAGCAAGCCCCGAUAAAAAGGCCCUCUGUUGCACCAGUGCCAUCCUCCUGCUACUCAAGUCCUGAUAGACUUUGGAGAAACUGAUUCUAAGACUCCAGAAAGAUGUCUUAUCAGCAGCAGCAGUGCAAGCAGCCCUGCCAGCCACCUCCAGUAGUGUGCCCUCCCAAGUGCCCUGAGCCCUGCCCACCUCCAAAGUGCCCUGAGCCCUGCCCACCUCCAAAGUGUCCUGAGCCUUGCCCACCUCCAAAGUGCCAGCAGAAAUGCCCUCCUGUGCCACCUCCCCAACAAUGCCAGCAGAAGUGCCCACCCAAAAACAAGUAGGAGCACCAGCUUUUAUCUGGAUCAGGAAAGGAUGAGGACAGUUGACUCACCUAGCUCCACAGCUCCACCUUCAUCUUCUCUUUAAAGCCUAUCGUGGAUACAGAAGAAGGUUUUCCAUUCUUCAGCCGGCAGUAUGCCUGUGGUGAUUCCUGACUGCCAGAGAUAUUGCCUUCCUGAGGCUGCUGCACCACUUCCCUCUGGGAGGACAACUGAGAAAGCAUCACAGCACUUCAGAGGGAAGAGCAACAGCUCUCCUCCUGGGCACCAUCAAGGGACUCUCUCCCUGUAUUCUGUGUCUGUCACCUGGGGACGGGUUUCUAUCAGCUGGGCAAUUGUUACUUAUUCUCCACUUCCUGAGUAAACUACAAUUCCUUUG
Molecule: messenger RNA, 752 nt
Organism: Bubalus bubalis (water buffalo)
Lineage: Eukaryota; Metazoa; Chordata; Mammalia; Artiodactyla; Bovidae
Product: small proline-rich protein 2E-like
Exons: 2
Coding region: 158-376 (72 amino acids)
Cellular component (GO): cornified envelope
Source: RefSeq, a predicted model, not a curated record